This is a messenger RNA of Chiroxiphia lanceolata (lance-tailed manakin), 1108 nucleotides long. RefSeq names its product C-type lectin domain family 9 member A-like. The coding region runs from base 197 to 973 and encodes 258 amino acids. The record is from RefSeq and is a predicted model, not a curated record. The transcript has 6 exons. Lineage: Eukaryota; Metazoa; Chordata; Aves; Passeriformes; Pipridae.
GGGCACAGACCCCCGACCCCCCACCCCUCGGGGCCGUCAGGACGAGUCCCCCCAGCAGUUGUGGGGCUUUGGUUUGGGGACAGGAAGCUCUGAACCCGCUGCCAGUUCACACCAGCCCGGGGGGGCAGCGGUGCUUUGGCUUCCUGUCCCUUCCUCCGUGUGACCACUGCGGGUCCCCGGCCCUGAGCGGCGGGACAUGGAGGACCAGGACGGCUACACGGCCUUAGAGCAGUGGAGGAAACGAGGGGCUGCGGGGAGCCCCCCGUCCUCCCCGGGGGCAGCUGUAGGAUCUGACUUUCCAGAACCCCGGGGGGUCCCCACCACAGCCCCCCCCUGCUGUCCCCGCUGCCUCCUCGGGGCCCUGACGGCUGCCCUGGCGCUGUCCCUGGUGCUGUGGGUGUCCUGGUGGGUGGCAGAGAGGGCACAGCCCGAGGCGACCUCGGGGUGGGGGAACACCUCCCUGAGACCCCCCUGUGCCAGCCUGGACGGCACCUUCAGGGAGCUGAGGAGGAUCCUGUGCCCCCCGCGAGGUAACCCCCACCCCCCGGGGGUCCCAUCGAUGCCCCCUCCCCAAACUGGAGCCUCCCCCAGUCCCCCCACGGUGCCUCAGCGCACCGGGGUCCGUCUGUCUGUCUGUCUGUCCGCAGAGGCCGAGGGGUGCAGGCUCUGCCCCGUGGGCUGGAUGCUGGGCAGGACCAAGUGCUACUGGGUCUCGGAAAGGAUGAACUCGUGGCACGGGAGCCGGGAGGACUGCGGGGACCGCGGGGCCGCGAUGGCGAUGCCGUGGGACAAGGACGAGCUGGAUUCCCUCAAUGAGACCCUGAGGAAACCCACGCGCCACUUCUGGAUCGGGCUCUCGGUGCCCGCGCCCGGGAUGGGCUGGACGUGGGUGAACGGCUCCCGCCCGGACUGGAGCCGGCUGCCGAGUGCAUCCACCCCACAGAGCCCAGGGAACGUCAGCCCCAGGCCCUGAGGCUUCUCUGCAAGGAUGGGGAAAGAAACCCAAAAGCCAAAUUGUUCAGGCCAAGAGGAAGCCCUGAACAUCUGCAGUGAUGCAGAGGAACAGUCCAAAUGGGGGUCCUCCAGAACCGAGUCAGACCAGAGAACA